Cottoperca gobio is the source of this 1649-nucleotide messenger RNA. RefSeq names its product WD repeat domain 5 (gene wdr5). Gene Ontology annotation, molecular function: histone binding. Gene Ontology annotation, cellular component: Set1C/COMPASS complex. The record is from RefSeq and is a predicted model, not a curated record. The coding region runs from base 8 to 1222 and encodes 404 amino acids. Lineage: Eukaryota; Metazoa; Chordata; Actinopteri; Perciformes; Bovichtidae. The transcript has 14 exons.
GACACGCAUGCGCAAAGAAGUACCACCAUACACCACAUUCCCCGCUUCUCCUAGCAGUAGGCAAACAUCCAGGAGCGAGGCAAUUGAUUUAUGCGUUCUCCAUGAUCUUCUGAAUAAAAAUACGUUUAUUUCUCCUUCCGAUCUUUACGAGGAGCAACAAUCUGACCGUGGAGCUGCAUUAAAUCGCCGAUCGCGCUCAAUAGAUGCUCAUUUCCUCACUAUGGCAACAGAAGAUAAGAAACCAGAGACUGACACAAAACCUCCAGUUGUCCCAUCAGCAUCUGCCAGUCAAAGCAAGUCUGCACCGGCCAAGCCAAACUACAGCCUGAAAUUCACACUAGCGGGCCACACUAAAGCCGUCUCCUCCGUCAAAUUCAGUCCGAGCGGAGAAUGGCUCGCCAGCUCAUCUGCUGAUAAACUCAUCAAAAUCUGGGGCGCAUAUGACGGCAAGUUUGAGAAAACCAUAUCGGGACACAAACUUGGUAUCUCUGACGUGGCCUGGUCCUCUGACUCCAACCUGCUGGUGUCUGCAUCGGAUGACAAAACCCUGAAGAUCUGGGACGUCAGCUCGGGGAAAUGCUUAAAAACUCUAAAAGGUCACAGCAACUACGUCUUCUGCUGCAACUUCAACCCCCAGUCCAAUCUUAUCGUGUCAGGCUCGUUUGAUGAGAGUGUAAGGAUAUGGGAUGUGAAGACCGGAAAGUGUUUGAAAACAUUGCCGGCUCAUUCUGACCCCGUCUCAGCUGUUCAUUUCAACAGAGACGGCUCCCUGAUCGUGUCCAGUAGCUACGACGGCCUUUGCCGAAUCUGGGACACAGCAUCGGGGCAGUGUUUAAAGACACUCAUAGAUGAUGACAACCCUCCUGUGUCAUUUGUCAAGUUUUCCCCCAACGGGAAAUACAUCCUGGCGGCUACACUGGAUAACACGCUGAAGCUGUGGGACUACAGCAAAGGAAAGUGCUUGAAAACGUACACCGGCCACAAAAAUGAGAAGUACUGCAUAUUUGCCAAUUUCUCCGUCACCGGUGGAAAGUGGAUCGUGUCAGGCUCAGAGGACAACAUGGUUUAUAUCUGGAACCUGCAGACGAAGGAGAUUGUGCAGAAGCUCCAGGGACACACAGACGUCGUCAUAUCGACUGCCUGCCACCCGACAGAGAACAUCAUCGCAUCUGCAGCUUUAGAAAACGACAAAACCAUCAAGCUAUGGAGAAGCGACUGCUAAGCCCUUUUGGGCCAUUCAUAUUUCUUUUCUUAACUUUUUUUUUUCUCUCUUGUUUUGUUGUAAGAAAAGAGGACUUUUUUUUCUAACGAGAGCUCCUGCGGGAUGCAGAGGGCUUUCAUGUAAUGAAAUUCAACAAGGAGAACCAAAUGAGACACACGAGCCACACACAGUAUGAGCCGGAGAACCCCAGUUUUCUGCAGCGGACGCGUUCCCCCUCGUCACAGCUGAGAUAUUCCAUGUGUAUGUUUAACGUGCCAGGUUGUGUUGGAGACUCUGGUUCUACUUUACAAGUGUUGAUGCUCUGUUCUGGUCCUUCAGUAUUAUUGACACUGCAUUAACCCUCUGACAUCAUGGCUUCAUAUUGACUCCCACACGUGCAUUUUUGGUCUUGUACAAUAAAUGUAAUUCUUAUUUGGCCUUUCUACAA